GACCUCUUCGGGUUCGGAAAAGUCGAACUCUUCUACAUGUGGAAAAAGAAGCUUUUUGUCCACUACAAUUUUCAACUGCCACCGCAAGAAGAAAACUUGUGCGGUGAGAGUGGAUGGCGUGGCAGUGGAACGACCACGAUUGACAUUGCUGCUGCGAGUCCAGCAGUAGCAGCAGCAGCUUCCACCUCCGACGCACAUCAACUCGGCUUCCAUUCCCUCUCCGAAGAUGAGAUGGAUCAUUGGUGGAGAUACCCUGCGAAAAUCCGAGAAUGCUCAAAAAACCUCUUUUUUUCGCCCCCAUCUCUGAGUUCGAGGGCCUUGAGCUUUUCCUCUUCAGCUUCUGGGACUGGUGGCGGAAAUGGAGUUGGAGGUGGCCCGUUUGCGAAUGCUGCAAACUAUUUUGCGCAUUUGAAGGAGAUCGAGAUGAAGAUGUUAGAGCAGGCGUCUUCACAAGGAGCAGUAGAAGGAGCAGACCAAGGGGAAGAUUCUCCUUCUGUAGUGUCUGUGUGUGUGGUGGAUUUCGAUGAUGAAGAUCAUCCUAGCGGUACUACUAGGGAGCUAGUAGUAGGAGAACUAGAACAAGAAAUAAACGCGCCUGGAUCAGAAAGGCGAUUGACAGGCUCAGAGGCUGGGGUUGAAGGUAACGAUCAUGAGACCACGAGGGUGAAUGCAGAAGACGAGCAACCAACACCUGCGACAGGAGGUGCUGGAACUGCAUCCGAGCAGGCGAGACCCAGUGCAGUUGCUCCUUCUGGUCGUGAGCAUGAACAAGAACAUUCACCGGCUCCUCUUCUUGAAGCAGGAGGAGAUACUUCACCGGCUCCUCUUCUUGAAGCAGGAGAAGAUACAGGACAAGUCGUUGAGGUUGCAGGAGCCGAAUUGGUGGAGGAACAAAUAGGGGCGAAAGCUUUGGAAAACGCGGUUCACGUCGUGGCAGAGGGCCAUGGACAUGGUGGACAGGAAGAUCUUCCACCAGGAGAUGAUUUCUUCUCUUCCUCCAGCACUCUCACUCACCAAGAAGAGAACUCUGCUUGGCGUGGUGAGUGGCUAGGGAACAAUGGGCAUGUACGAGCAGCGGAUCUGAAUGGAGAUGGAAGGCUGGAUCUCAUGUUUACUUACUGCGGAAGUGCAACCACUGCUACUGGAGCUACACCAGGAAUUCUUGCGCUUGCCGGUCGUGAUGCGCUUGUAGGAACGAUAUGUCGUACCUAUCUCCUGCAGAAUGAUGAAGGCGAUUUCAUCCUCCACGAUCUGCAUGACCUGCCGACACCUGCUGAAAAUCCUAGCAGUGCUGGUGGUGUUAGAGCUGCACCUACAGCCACCGCAGGACCAAGAAGAAGAGCGACAACAGAUGAUGGGUACAGGAUACACACUUCGGCAUCCGAUGCCGCCACGGUUGUUGAGCAGCAGGCUGUGCCCCGCCCGCAAACCAUUAGCAGCUCUUUACCGAAUCAAUACCAAACUCCUACAUCGAUCCCUCAGAUUGGGACACAUCCACUCACACCCUGGAACUACCUAGGUUCCUCCUUCUUUGGAGAAGUCAGCGGCCGCCUCGAAGUCUUUGCUUGGAGAAUACACCAAAAAACUCCCAGAGAGCUGCGACUUCAACAGCAAUCUUCGAGCGUGCUAACCUACGACCUAGACGUGUACACAUUUGAACCACGUCCUUUUGUAGUCGAAGACAUUUUCUUCCAUAUGCAAGCGCAGACGAUUGCUUCAGCAUCGCAUGAGGUACCGGUAGCAGGGCCGGGGACAGCACCUCUACUUCCGGACACUGGAGGAGGUAUCGGAGUAGCUGCAGGUGACUAUGUCAAUGCAUUAGGUGUUUCUGCAGAAACAAGUGCGAUCUAUAUGCGACCUGGAGACGGCGAAGCAGAAGAAGCGACGAGCGGCCAAGAAUUACAACACCUCCAUUCAUCCCCUCUUCCACGUCCAGAACACGAUGAUCCUCGGAUUGCGGCAGCCCGUCGUGCACCAGGGUAUGGCGUCACCUACAAGAUCAGUUUCCUCACAGCAAACCUAGCAAGAGAGAGGUCGCAAAGUACACAGCUGAGUCAAACGCAGUUUGGUGCUUUGCAGUUACCGUUCAUAGACGUCGGAUUGGCGGGCUCGAAUUCCUAUGUGGAAAACUUCUUUGUAGGAGUUCUUCCGAAGAGACAGAGGCUGCAAAAGGUGAAUGCUGUAGCUGGUUCUGUGCCCGGGCCAGUCUUGCGCGAUGAGGGAGACGGAGAGAUCAUGACGACGCAAGAAAAUGCUCCCCGUUCUGAAUUCUACCGGCACUUCCAGGGCGCUCAGAUUGUGCCCAACAGCGCCGUAGAAGUUCACCUCUCCCCGUUAGAGUGGGAGUUGCAGUUAGUGGUAAACCCUGGCGCGUACUUGUACUUGAUUCUGUACGUGUGUACUACCUUGAUUUGUUCCAUAUUCUUGUGCGCUUUGGUGUUGGACUUGAAGGAACGCAAAGCUCGAGAGGCAGACAGGGAGAAGGAGUUUCGGAUGCAUUUCAUAAACUCCUAAGCAUUCAACUCUUGAUGUUGGCAUAUUGUUGGCCUAAUUGCUUCAAAUUUUGCUCAUGUUGACUUGUCAUCGUUUCCUUCUUUGAGCAAAAAAACAUAAAGGUGGCUCUAUGCCUUGCUAAAAAGACUCAACUUUACCUGUUGUGAUCAUAUAAUUGAAUGGACAAAGGACGUGUUGGAGUUUAGUGCUCGAAGACGUAAACGAAAAGUGAAUGAAGAAGUUGGAUUUUCACCAGACAUUCAAAAUGCCGUGUGUUAUUGCGGCAUUAUCAAGUAGGAAGCAUCGAG
This is a messenger RNA of Amoebophrya sp. A25, 2801 nucleotides long. Lineage: Eukaryota; Dinophyceae; Syndiniales; Amoebophryaceae. The record is from the annotation of a GenBank genome assembly.